Messenger RNA from Pisolithus orientalis, 2434 nucleotides. Its product is annotated as kinase-like domain-containing protein. The coding region runs from base 157 to 2115 and encodes 652 amino acids. The transcript is spliced from 14 exons. The record is from RefSeq and is a predicted model, not a curated record. NCBI's taxonomy places the organism in Eukaryota, Fungi, Basidiomycota, Agaricomycetes, Boletales, Pisolithaceae. Gene Ontology annotation, molecular function: ATP binding; protein kinase activity. Gene Ontology annotation, biological process: protein phosphorylation.
CCAAGGACCCGUCAAUUGGAUGUCUGUGCUACGCGUCACACCUGUCCGGGACAUGUCGUACGUACAUCGCGACGCCAAUGGCUGCUCAAGCCAAGUGCUACAACACAUCCCUCGACUCCCACCACUUGUUCGACAACGACGCCCAGCUGCUACACCAUGAAAUCAAGAGAUUUCCCCUGCGGAGUGGCUCCCAGUACGAGGAACUAUGGUAUUAGCCUUGACGGAAAGAUAUUACGUGACUCUACGCCACUGGCCUGUGGGACUCAUUCCUUGGUGUAUCGUGGAACGUUGUGUCCAGACGGAAGAGUCGCGGCGGUAAAGAUUGUUUCCCGUUCUGAUGAGAAAGUUAUUAAAGAGAUACUUCUGGAGGCACAUAUCGCGUCGAAGAUGCGGCACCCAAACGUUCUUCCAUUAUUUGGAAUAACGACUGCUUUCGGUCUCACCGUAUCCCUGAUGACUGGAUGGAUGGAAGGAGGUGACGCUCAUCAGUACGUACAGCAACGAGACAGGGACCCCCGUCCUCUUAUCGGGGACAUUGCUCUGGGACUUCAUUACCUACAUACCUAUUCGGAUGGUCCCAUAAUUCACGGUAACUUGAAUGGGCACAAUGUACUGGUUUCCGCCAUUGGUCACGCUACUCUCACAGACUUUGGAUACUGCAUGUUUUCCAAUCCGUCAUUUGCCAUGACCACAGAAUCUCCUUUUGGUGGUACAUUACAAUGGAAAGCUCCAGAGUUGGUCGAUACGGAGUCUGCGGAGAACUGCCGUGCUACGGAGGAGAGUGACGUUUGGGCUUUUGGGAUGACAACACUGGAGCUCUUUACCGCGAAAGUUCCCCACCGCAAUCUGGCAGAGAGGCCCGCUAUUGUGUCCCGGAUUCUCUGCAAGCCGCCCGGCAGGCCAUCUAACAAGGAUACCUGUGCUCGUAUGACGGAUGAAUGGUGGGAAUUAAUCUCGCGGUGCGUGCGGAUGGAGCCAUCCUCGCGCAUCGAAAUGCUGGAUGCUAUCGAGAAGAUCAAGCAGCUCAAGUUUCCACUUAGGCCAACCCAAUAUGAUGAUUCCAAAUUCAACCAGUCAAACUCCAAUGCAUUCUCAGACGUGCCUCACCGACUCGCUCAACGGGCCAGCAGAUAUGUCUUCGACCUUGACGACUGGAUAGAACGAGAACCGUCACCGUGCUGUCAUGGAGGAGGUACUCUAAUAUACCGAGGAAAAUUGCUAUCAGAUGGAAGGACUGUGGCAAUAAAAACACCCCGAGGCAUCGGGAUGGACGAUGAACGUACUAUCAAGCAAAUCCUCAAGGAAGCACACACCUGGUCGAAGCUGGACCAUCCGAAUGUUCUCAGCGUCCUUGGAAUAACCACCAAAUUCGACUCCACUGUAUCAAUAGUGACUCUGUGGAUGGAGGGAGGCAAUGCCAGCGCUUAUGUACAAAAACAAAAAAACGAUCCCCGUCCUCUUAUUAAAGAUAUUGCUCUCGGACUCCGCUACCUACAUAGUCAUCCGGAAGGUCCGAUAAUUCACGCUGACUUGAAAGGGGAAAAUGUGUUGGUCGCCUCAGAUGGUCGGGCUGUCCUUACCGACUUUGGACUUUCCAUCCUUCCCAAUUCCUCAUUCAGCAUACCUAUGACGUCUGCAUGUGGAGGAUCACUACGAUGGAUGGCCCCGGAGGUGGUUAAUAGACUGGUCUCCGAAGACCCCAAGCCCACUGUGGAAGGCGAGAUAUGGGCUUUUGGAAUGACCACGUUGGAACUCUUCACCCGGAAACAUCCCUACUGGACCCUGACCAAUCGCGACUCCAUUCAAUCGCGGGUUAUCAUGGGGCCACCUGAACGACCAUCCAGGGAGGACACUUGUUAUCGUAUGACAAAUGAAUGGUGGGACCUAUGUUCGCGUUGCUUGCGGAUGGACCCGUCUUCGCGCUUCGGAGCGGGGGAUAUUGUAAAAGAAACUAGGGAGGUCAGUACAGUGGUUUUAAAUCGCGCAAAGUUGAAGUCGAUGAUAUCACCCUGCCAGCUUCCGCCAAGUGCGUGUGCGGUAUUUUUUUUAAUUGAGGCCGAAACUAAAAUAGAAGCUCUGGUUUUACUGAAUCAGGGAAUGACAUUGUUAUUGUAAUAAUGGGACCUACCGAAUCGGGGAAAAGUAACUUUAUCAACAAACUUAUGGGCUAUCAAACGAAGCCUGAUGCAGGGAAACCCGUUCCUCGUACGCAAUUCAUUCGGGAGUUUGUACUGGACUUCUGUCGUGACAAACGCUACGUGUUUGUGGAAGCACCAGGGUUCGAUGACACUCGGCACUCGGACCAAGAAGUUCUUCGGACGAUUGCUGACUGGCUACGAGAUAGAUAUUUGAAACAUUUACAGAUAACAGGGGUCAUCUACACACACUGUAUAACCGACAAUCACUCGUCUGACUCAGUACAGGAGAACCUCAC